Messenger RNA from Empidonax traillii (willow flycatcher), 1110 nucleotides. RefSeq names its product spermatogenesis associated 48 (gene SPMIP7). The record is from RefSeq and is a predicted model, not a curated record. NCBI's taxonomy places the organism in Eukaryota, Metazoa, Chordata, Aves, Passeriformes, Tyrannidae.
AUGGUUGGACUCAGCCGGGAAGGGGCAGCCUGUGCCUCGGAUUCCCGGCCCGGCGCCGGGUUGCCUGGGCAAGAUGGGCAGCAGAAGGAGGAGGUGAUACAGGAGGAGGAACAACAGCCCGAGGAGAGGGAGGAGGCCCCGUGCCCCGCCAGGCCCUGCAGGGCACAUCGUUCCCGGUCGUGGGACUGCAGCGGGGAAGGCGGCGGCGGGGCUUUCCCAGCCGCAGAUGAUAGAAGAGAAUUACUAUUUUCUGAUGGACCUGAAAAGCAAGCAAGUGCCUUUGAAUAGUCUGCCUUACCAGUUGAACCAGUUGACAAGAAUCACCAACAGUAUCCAAGCCUGUUAAAGAAGAUGUGGAUGCCUGUUGUCAGGGAUCUUGAGAGCAAUCAUGGCUUUUCCAACUUUGAAGAGGAAAACAGUAAUUCUUUCCUUAAAUUUUAUCUACUCAGCCCUCCUGUAUGGGUGAAUUACCCUUUAUUCUCACACCAGGAUGUCGUGCCUUUAAUAGAUCCCUGUUCAGGUUUUGUGAGUCCAAUGGCAGAUGCUGAACAGCAGCCCAGUUUUGGAGGAGCUGUUGAAUCCCUGGUAGACUGCAGUGAUAUGAAACCUCACCUGGUCCCCAUCAUAGGUGAGAGAGCCCAGCCUGCCCACAGGAGCCUCCAGGAGGAAACCAGCCAGGACAGAGGCCAAAGCUCUUGAACCUGUCAUAUCCCUUUGUACAUUGGCUGUGCUGGUGCAGUAUAUUUUGAAGACACUGACAAUGCCAGUAUAGACUUAUUUCCACUUAACCAUGUGCAAACUUCAAAGCCUUGCUACACGAGCACUGCACACACUCCAGCUAUCCCUGGAUACACUGGUAAGGUUCAUUGAUCAGCAACUCACCCGGGAAAUUCUAAUCUUCCAUCAACAACCCCAUCAGUAAUUGCACGAAUGCAUGGAUACACAGCAAAACAUGGAUGCUUGUCUCAGUAUAAGCACCAAGGACUUUUUUCUCAAGUGUUUACUCCAGUUGGUCCUCAGAAUUCUUUCAACAAGGCAGAAAAAGAAACAUUUACAAUUUACAAUGUGUCAGUCCCUUUCACCUGGAUAACUGAGAAUCUCAAUGACUGA